GUGUUCAGUUGAUUUGUUUUAUUUUUAGUGAUUGUUAUUAGUGAACAAUUUAGUUUAAUCCAAUUAAAUGUUUGUUUAAUUGUUAAUUGUGGUAAAUUGUAGUUAAAAAGUUAACGAAUUUAGAAUAGUCGGUGUUUUAAACAAUAUGAUUUUCUCUUCACAAUUAAUCUCAACUGAAUCUGCUCUUCGUUUUAAUCAACCAGCAUCUCGGUGUUUACAUCAUACAUUUUACAUUCUUGUUAACACUAAUCAGUGAUUGAUUAGAUUCGUUUAAUGAUACUUCGUUUAUAAGUUAACCUUUUUUCCCCUUCGUUUUGAAAGAUCAAAUUUUGGAACAAAAUAAGAAUUUUAAUUUUUCUAUUCUAUUUUAUAAAUCAACACAAAUUCUUUCAAUUGUUUUACUUAAUCUCAGCUCUUGCGAUCAAAUAGUGUGACAACAAGUUGAUAAGUUGAAAACCAACAUGAUGGAUAUUAGCAAAUCUUCAUCGAUUCCAACAACUCAAUUGGAAUUGUCAAUAUCAUGUCAAAAUCUUCCUAACCUUGAUACCUUUUCUAAAAGUGACCCCCGAUGUACACUAUUUAUGAAACAUUUAUCUGAACGUGAGUUUAGAGAGCUUGGUAAAACGGAGAUAAUCAAUGAUGACCUGAAUCCCCAUUUUGUCCGUAAAUUUGUGGUCAAUUAUAAUUUUGAAACGGUUCAAAGGUUACGAUUUGAACUAUGGGAUAUCGAUACAAUGUCAAAUGAUUUUCUUGGUUAUCAUGAGACAACUUUGGCUGAAAUUGUUGCCUUUCAAGGUCGUGAAUAUGUUGGCCCAUUAAUGGACCAAAGAGGCCGAUCAGCAGGAACCAUAACCGUAGUGGCAGAGGAAAUAGCCAACUGUAAACGUGGUGUUUACAUAAAACUCAAAGGCUGUGAUAUUUUGGGCACCAGUUGGUUCACCAAACCGCAAACCUUUCUAACCCUUUGGAGGUCAAUCGAAGAUGGAUCUUACAGUUUAGUUUACAAAACGGAAGUUCACCCCUCAAAUCACAAACCCGAUUGGAGUGUUAUUCAUAUUUCGGCACGGACACUUUGUAACGGAGAUUUUGACCGUAACAUCCGAAUCGAUUGUAUGAAAUACAAAAUGUCUGGAGCCCACAGCCUGAUUGGCUCUUUCAACACAACUCUUAAUGAUUUAACCCAAAGAUUUGCUGAACCUUCAAGGCACAAAUUAACGCUGACUAAUACCAAGAAUAGAUCAACUAAUUGUGGAUUUCUCCAGCUAAUGAAUUUAGAAAUUGAAGAGGAAGUUUCAUUUCUCGAUUUCAUCAAAAGCGGAACUCAGUUACACUUCGCCGUGGCCAUUGAUUUUACCGCUUCCAAUGGAGAUCCAAGAUAUCCUGAAUCAUUACAUUACAUUAGCUCAGCGAAACCCAAUCCCUAUGAAUUGGCUUUAAACGCAAUCGGUGAAAUCCUCAAACCUUACAAUUCACUAAACGUGUACCCGGGCUUUGGUUUUGGUGCUAAACUGUCCCCACAAGCCCUGGUUUCCCAUCAUUUCCCUUUAAAUGGUAAUGUUAGCCAUCCAUACUGCCAAGGAAUUGAAGAAAUUAUUAUGCACUAUCGAUCAACCGUCAAUCAAGUUACCUUUUAUGGGCCAACCAAUUUUGCUCCGGUUAUUAAAUCAACGGCCACAAUUGCCCGUCAAUACGAUGCUGGAAGUAGUUACUUUAUUUUACUCAUAAUCACCGACGGUAUUAUCUGUGAUAUGCCACAAACCAAGCAAGCAAUAAUUGAUGCCUCACAUUUGCCUCUAUCAAUAAUAAUUGUCGGAGUUGGAAAUGAUAAUUUUGAUGCUAUGGAUGAACUUGAUUCAGAUGAUCAUCUACUUGAAAUCAAUGGUAAAAAAGCUGUUCGUGACAUCGUACAGUUUGUCCCAUUACGAAAGUACGUUAACUCGGACGGGAUUUGGCUUCACUCAAUGGAAAGUCUCUCCAAGGAUGUUCUCUACGAAGUUCCCGAUCAAUUGGUAUCAUUCAUGAGAGCCAAAGGAAUUAAACCUAAAAGAACUGCACCUUAAUCAAUUAACGAUUAAUUUGUUGUGUUUUUUUAUUUUUCAUUAUCUUUUCGACAUUAAUCUCUUCCAUUCUCGUCGAUUGUUGUGUUUAAUGUUCAAUUAUAAUUAUAUAUCAACACAUCUGAAUGAUUACACUAAUUAACUAAUCAAAUACCCUCCUCAAUGGUACACAAUUCAAGUGAUUAUUGACUUAUCAUUGACCAUUAACUUUUGUCUCUCUAUUUCACUUUAAUCAGCACAGAAUCAACAUCAACAAUGAUUUUCACACUCAUUUCUGCUCAAAUUCAUUGACUUGUUCAUGUCGACACACAUUUUUGAUCACUUAAACUCACAAUUAAAACCCUAAUUAAGCCAAAUCUGUUUCUAUUACUUGGAUCAACACAAAUUUCAAUUGUUAAUUGUUUCAAUUUCAUAUAUUAUGUUAUUUCACCAAUAAGGACAAAUCAAACCAUUGGACCAAAAUUUUAUUAUAUUUGAUUGUUUUCUCAUAAAUAAUAAAUUGUCUUUCUAAUCAACAGUUAAAA
Molecule: messenger RNA, 2581 nt
Organism: Panonychus citri (citrus red mite)
Lineage: Eukaryota; Metazoa; Arthropoda; Arachnida; Trombidiformes; Tetranychidae
Product: copine-8-like
Exons: 4
Coding region: 462-2060 (532 amino acids)
Biological process (GO): cellular response to calcium ion
Cellular component (GO): plasma membrane
Molecular function (GO): calcium-dependent phospholipid binding
Source: RefSeq, a predicted model, not a curated record